This is a messenger RNA of Oryctolagus cuniculus (rabbit), 19972 nucleotides long. The record is from RefSeq and is a predicted model, not a curated record. Lineage: Eukaryota; Metazoa; Chordata; Mammalia; Lagomorpha; Leporidae.
GCUGAUUUUCUGUCCAUUGCUCAAAGUGGAGUAUUCAAGUCACCAUUACUGUUGUAUUGGAAUCCAUGUCCCCCUAUAGAUCCAUUAGCAUUUCUUUUAAAUAGUCAAGUGCCCUGUAAUUGGUUGCAUAAAUGUUUAUUAUAGUCACAUCUUACUGCUGAAUUGAUCCCUUAAUCAUUAUAUUGUGCCAUUCUUUCUCUCUUUUAACAGUUUUUAUAUUAAAGUCUAUUUUUUUCUGAUAUUAGGAUGGCUACAUCUGCUCUUUUUUGGUUUCUGUUAGCAUGAAAUAUCUUUUUCCAUCCUUUCACUUUUAGUCUGUGUUUAUCUUUCUUGGAGAGAUGUGUUUCUCUUGUAGGCAGCAAAUAGAUGGGACUUGUUUUUUAAUCCAAUUAGCCAGGCUGUAUCUUUUGCCAGGAGUGUUGAGGCUAUUUACAUUCAAGGUUGUGGGGAGCAACCGGACUAGACUGAGUUACUGGAAUUAAGACUUAUUCUAUGCAUCUGCUCUCCCACAAUAUGGCGCUGAGAGGACCCGGAUUCGGUUUGCCUGAUUGAUAGGACUUGUAAGAGCCUGUGGCAACUCUAGCAAGUAGAGCAGAGUGUGUGCCGCGGGACACCGAAGACAGGCGCGUAUCAACGCCAAAAAUAAAAAGAAAGGGGGAUCUGUGGGGAGCAACCGGACUAGACUGAGUUACUGGAAUUAAGACUUAUUCUAUGCAUCUGCUCUCCCACAAUAUGGCGCUGGGAGAGAAGUAAACAGCUUCCGCACAGCUGCCUCCAGUUCAACUAAUAAACUGUAGGACUUGCUAUUGAUUGGAGGAGAGCAGCGUACUCGGCGUGUGGGCAGCCGAGUUGGGAUUGGCGGAGGAGGACUAUAAAGGAGGAGAGAGACGGCAUGCACCAGGAACAUCUAUGGGGAACAUCUAAGGGGAACACCUGUGCAGCCCCCAGAGAGCCGGCCAGCGGUGUGCCGCUCCCCUGCGGAAGUGGGGAAUGUGGCCAGGGGGAACUGCCCUUCCACGGAGGUGGAAGGGAUAGUAGCCAACCCGGGAAGAACCAGCAGCAAACCCGGGGAGGGCCGAGCAGACGAAAGAACAGCGCAGGGUCCUGUGUCGUUCCUCCACGAAGAGGAGGAGCGACAUAAUGGUGCCGUGACUCGGAUAUGAAGCCUAGGCAGGACUCUGUGUCGUUCCUCCACGAAGAGGGGGAGCGACAAAGGUUACUGUAGAUAACUGAUGAUUUGGCCCUAACAUUUUUCCAUAAACAUUCCUGUUAUUUUCUUUGGAUUUCCUUUUUACUUUUACUGGUAGGUUUUCUGUCUUCACAUUCUUUCAUGAUGACUAUGUUUCUGUGUGUAGCGCAUCCUUAAGCAUCUUUUGUAAUGCUGGAUGAGUGUGGACAACUUUUAUUUUUUUUUUGUUAUGGAAGGUCUUUAUUUAACCUUCAUUCAUAAAUGAGAACUUUGCAGGGCACAGUGUUCUGGGUUGACAGUUUUUUUUUUUUUCCCUUAAGACUUAAAAUAUAUCUUGCUAUUCUCUCCUAGCCUGUAGGAUUUCUGAUGAGAAGUCAUCACUGAUUCUAAAUGGAGAUCCUCUGAAAGUAAUCUGGCAUUUCUCUUGUGCACAUUUAAGAAUCUUUUGUUUAUGUUUUACUGUGAAAAGUUUGACUAUAAUGUGUCAUGGUGAAGAUAAUUUCUGGUCAUCAUGUAGCCUUGUAGGAGUGCUGUGAUUUCAGUAUUUGGACAUCCUUUUCUCUCUCCAAAUUAGGGAAGUUUUCUAAAACUAUUUCACCAAAUGGGCCUCCUAAUCCAUUCUCUUUCCAUACCUUCGGGAACUCCUAAGAACUGUCUAUUGGGUCAUUUGAUAAUAUCCCAUAAUAAAUCUCCAAAACUGUUUUGAAUUUUCUAAUUUCUGCUUUUUAUUAAUUUUUUGGUAUAACUGUAAAAUUUCCAGAUUUGUCUAUUUGUCUUCUAGUUUGGAUAUUCUUUCUUCUGCCUCACCAAUCUGAUGUUAAGUUUUCCACCUCAUUUUUUAUUUGAUUUAUUGAAGCCUUGCUUUCUGAUUUUUCAUUUUAUUUCUCUUUAAAAUAUCAUUCAUGGCUGCGCCGCGGCUCAAUAGGCUAAUCCUCUGCCUUGCGGCGCCGGCACACCAGGUUCUAGUCCCAGUCGGGGCACCAGAUUCUGUCCCAGUCGCCCCUCUUCCAGGCCAGCUCUCUGCUGUGGCCAGGGAGUGCAUUGGAGGAUGGCCCAAGUCCUUGGGCCCUGCACCCCAUGGGAGACCAGGAGAAGCACCUGGCUCCUGCCAUCAGAUCAGCGCAGUGCGCCGGCCGCGGCGGCCAUUGGAGGGUGAACCAAUGGCAAAGGAAGACCUUUCUCUCUGUCUCUCACUGUCCACUCUGUCAAAAAAAAUAUAUCAUUUACAUUCAAAUAUAUAAGUGUUGUAUUCCUUUGUGGGCAUAUUAUCUUCCUUAUUCUUGUUUUUGAAUUUCUGCAUUUAUUUUAGGUGUUUGUGGAGAUAAUUUUUGGUUUUUGUUCCACUGGUGGCUUUUAUUUUGGAUUAAGUUUCUGUGGCUUAAUGGAGUGUCUGCUCUUCCAGUGAACACCCAGGGGCAUGUGCUGGAUAUGGCCAGGGAGUUCUGGUUAGUAUUCCAGGGUGGAGAGUAUGCAGGGUUACACCAAAGUUAGUUGUGGUAGAUCUUUAUAUAUAUAUAUCAAACAAUCACCUCUGAUUAUUUAUAUAUCUAUAUCUAAAUAUAUAUAAAUAAGCAUAUAGAUAUAUAAAUAAUCAGAGGUGAGUGUUUGAUCAGCUCUGUUCCCAGGUCAUCAAUACCUGGGCCCUAGUCUUCAGAAGUUCAUUUUCUCAUCUGAGCUGCUACACAAAAGUUCUGUGCAAUCAUCAGUGUAAGUAUAGGUCCCCCUCGCAGUGACUCACUCCAGGUGGUCAGGGAGCCAUGAGCCUGUGGAGUAACCCAUGAUGACCCCUGCAGUGAGGAUGGACUUCACAAUGUAGCUAGUAACAGGUCCCAUCUGGCUAACAGAAGCCAUGUUUAUUUACCAGGAACCAAAACCAGUUGCAUUUUAACUUUGCCUUCCUCAUGGCUACUAGUUGUCCCAGAAUAAAGAGUUUGCAAUGUCUCUCAAGUCCUAAAUACACAGUGAAUGGGCUGGCUGCCACUUAAACAUGGCUAACAUUGGCCCACUCUUCCUGGAAAUGUAGGGAUGCAAGGGAGGGCCUUACUUCUAAUAGGGAAGGAAGUUUUGGCCUCUUGGUGUCCAGAUGUAUCAACUAGAUAGUAGAAAUGGCUGUUCAUCCUUCCCUCUUCCAAAGACAUCAAGUAACAGAGUUGGGCCAUAGGCAUCCAUUCAAAGGCUUCACAGUUUAAGAAAGACAGGAGUAAUUAGGAGGCACUUCAGAGCACAGCUGUCAUGACAAGAUCUGAGUAAAUGCAUAGGAAAAUGGGUGGGGGUAGGUGGGUGGAUUUGGAGUGAUUUAAACCUGACAACAGAAGCCUGAAUAAAUUGUUACAGGAAGCUGACAUUACACAUUUGCAGGGUGCUUAUAUAGAGCACACCUUCUCAACCAUCCCCUGCCCUCUCCCACAUUGGCAAGGCACUGUAAGAUCACUUUUACUUGGUCCACAAAAGUAAUCAGGACAGGGACCAGCACUGUGACAUAGCAGGUAAAGCCACCGCCUGCGGUGCCAGCAUCCCAAAUGAGCAUCGGUUUGAGUUGCAGCUGCUCUUCUGAUCCAGCUCUCUGCUUUGGCCAGGGAAAGGAGUGGAGGAUGGCCCAAGUCCUUGGGCACCUGCACCUGCAUGAGGGGCCUCCUGGCUCCUGGCUUCAUAUUGACCCAGCUCCAGCUGUGGCAGCCAUUUGGGGAGUAAACUGGCUGAUGGAAGACUUCUCUCUCUGCCUCUGCCUCUCUGUAACUCUGUAACUUUGCCUUUCAAGUAAAUAAAUCUUUAAAAAAUGAAAAAAAAAGUAAUCAGGACAGUCUGCAUAAGAUUAGAUUCUGUUCCAAUAACCUGACUCUCCUAAGUUCCAGUCUGCCACCAAGGACUGAGGGGAUCAAUUGUUUAGUACACUGUUACCCUUCCUUGGUUUGAAGGAGUCACACAUCUAUUGAUCUAGAGGCCCAGCCUCUCUGUACUUUAGACAGAGUUAGAAGUGGCCUUAAAACAACAAAUUGAAGCUUUAAAUAAAGUUUGAAAACAUUUUAGUUUUAAAAAUUCUGGGUUGAUUAGUCAAAGGAUUAUUUGUAUAUAGAGCAUUUCUUAAAGUCUUCAUUCAGGGCCGGUGCUGUGGUAUAGUAGGUUAAGCCUUUGCCUGUGGUGCCAGCAUCCCACAUGGGUGCUGGUUUGUGUCCAAGCUGCUCCAUUCCUAUCCAGCUCUCUGCUAAUGGCCUGGGAAAUCAGUGGAAGAUGGCCCAAGUUCUUGGGCCCCUGCACCCACAUAGGAGACCUGGAAUAAGCCCCAUGAUCCUGGAUUUCGAUUGGCCCAGCUCUGGGUGUUGUGGCCAUGUGCUGAGUGAACCAGUAGAUACAAGACCACUCUCUGUCUCUUCCUCUCUCUCUGUAACUCUGCCUCUUAAGUAAAUAUAUAAAUAAAUGUCUUCAUACAUUUUAAGCUAUACUAACUGGAAAAAUAAGUGCUAAAUAUAGUCCAACAUUGCUUUAAGUUAUUAUAUAUAUUUAUUUUACACUUAUGUGUUUUGUGCCUGUUGAAUUAUGAGCCCCUCUGAAGACAGUAGAGGCUGAAACAAAUGAACAAAAUAAUGCUUGGCAUUCAUAAACUAAACAAGUGUAACGAACCUAAAUUUUGAAUCUGGGUAGGUGUAAGGCAAAAGCAGUAUAGCAGGUGGAUUCGGUGAUAUAUGUGAUCUAAGAAUAUACAUAUGUGGGCUGGCGCCACGGCUCACUAGGCUAAUCCUCUACCUUGCAGGGCCGGCACACCAGGUUCUAGUCCUGGUCGGGGCACCGGAUUCUGUCCCAGUUGCCCUUCUUCCAGGCCAGCUCUCUGCUGUGGCCAGGGAGUGCAGCGGAGGAUGGCCUAAGUGCUUGGGCCCUGCACCCCAUGGGAGACCAGGAGAAGCACCUGGCUCCUGCCAUCAGAUCAGCACAGUGCACUGGCCACGGCGGCCACUGGAGGGUGAACCAAUGGCAAAGGAAGACCUUUCUCUCUGUCUCUCUCUCUCUCUCACUGUCCACUCUGCCUGUUUAAAAAAAAAGAAAGAAUAUACAUGUGUGGAGACAAGCAAAAAUUCAGACUUUCAAGGUUGUGCAGUUGGUGAGCUUUAAGUCAAGGGCACCUAAUAGUAAAAUGGACUCAGGUCACAUCUGAAUUAUAGAUAGAAGUUUGACAUAGGAUAGGGGAAAGCAUGGAGUUUGAAGAUAGAGUUAAAGGGCUGGACAAGCACAUCUGCUGGGCUCUAGGUAGGGGUGGGGCUGUGGGCACAUCAUGAUGUCAUCCUCUCUAGCCUCAGAUUCCCUUUGUGACUCAUAAUCUGUGAUGCAGAGCUGGAACUAUAUAGUCAAGGGCUUGAACCCUCAACCCUCAGUUGCCUCUCAGCAGCACUGCGAUUCAGAUAAUGGAGUACGUCCUCUCAUUUCUGAAGAGCCAUUUUGAGCUGUGGCUGAGCUUCAGCUCGAUUUUUAUUGAUAGCAGCCUCAACUACACUCUUAUUAGUGGGUUGCGGUUGAUCUUUUUGUACCUGAGCUACCUGGUGUUAAAGCUAUUUUUCACAACCAUCUGGAAAAAGAAGACCACCGAAAAGGUUCAAGGAUUAACCAGAAAGAAGCAGAGGAGACCCCAGAGCCAACAUCAAGAUAUCACCAGUUUCCAUCACCUGCUUUGUCCAGACCCUCACUGUACGGUGUGUAACAGAGUGGCUACAAAAGAGACUUCAUUCACUGUGACAUCUGCCCAUUCAAAAACUCAUCCAAGAGGCCAAAAGUCAGCCUCUUUGCAUGUGCCAUCUCCACCUCCCCCUUCUACUGUCUCACUUAACCAUGUUGCUUCUUUACCUGAUUUACUGUCCCCCGACCCACCAGCUGACUCAGUACCAUCAGAGCCUAUUCCUCCCUUGGCUUCAAAACUCCCAGUGGACCCUUUCCCACCCCAACCUGUUGCUCUUUGCCCUCCCACACCACAUCAAUCUCAGAGAUCAGAUCAUGAUCUGCAUCCAGAGAUUGCUCUGUCUGUAAUGAAUAGCCCUGAUGGGUUGUCAACUGAUAUUCCAACAGUCAGUGAAAUUGACCAUUCAAUGCCAGAAUCACCCUGGCAGCAGGCCCUGGUCAAGGAUGCCAAAGACUUGUCCUCUUCCAACGUAGAACAAGAUAGUAUCAAGCAUGAGCUUGUUGAUGGCCAAUCUUCUGAGACCUCUUGCACAGAAUGUGCAUCCAACCUUGGAGAACCCACUAACUUCUUGUUACUCAGCCAUGACAAUCUGGCACUCUUGGAGAAACAAGUAAGAAAGAGGGGUGAUUUCCUGAUCUGGACGGAAAGGGAAAAUAAAAUGGAACCAUUUCUAAAACAACUUAGUUCAGACUACCAGCUGAGUACUUCAGAGAAAAUGGUAGAGUCAAGUGCUGAUAGACAUGAGUCAGCAGUCAGUGCAGACCACCAACUGUAUAUAUCAGAGCCAAAGUUAGAGUCAGAUGCUGAUAAGCAUGACUCUGCAAUCAUGGCAGAAUACCAACUAGAUACUUCAGAGAAAAUCAUUAUACAUUUCCUUUAUUUUGGAAACAGCAAAGGCAAACCAGAGGAGCUGCAAAUGAACCAGCAGCCUCCAUCUCCUAGGACCUCUGAGAAUCAAUUACCAGAAAAAUGCAUCAAAUACUUUUGGGGUCUUCCAUCUUUGCACAGUGAGUCCUUGUGCUCAAUUAUCCAUCAUUCAGAUGACUGUCUCUCAACUUGGGUCAUCUUUAAUGGCAUCUCCAAAGCUUCCACAUCUCAAGGAUCUUUAGGACUUCCCAAUUUCCAGCCUCUGAUCUUGCCUGAGAUCCAAUCUCAAUCCUCAACUAAAACUGUCUCCCAAUCGCAGUCACAACAUGUUACUCUGGCACAGUCUCAGUCCAACCUUCCAUCUCCAAUCCCCCAAUGCUACCAAUCUCCCGAUUUCCAGCGUAGGAUCUGUGGAGUGUGCUUCCAUAGACCCCAUAAUGAGGCACAGUGUCUCAUGCAAUCUGACCUUCAUCAGCUAGAAUACAAUGUGCUACAGAAAGAACAGGAACGUUUGUGGGGUUUACCCUCUGUGGUCAAAACAUCCCAGGAAUGCCUUUGUCCUCCACCUCCCAACUUUUCAUUGGUGAGCCAGUCCUCCAAAAUCCAUGUUCCAAUCUCCAUCAUUCCUGGAGAUCACCCUCUGAGCAGUGAGCUUCGCAAGAAAUUUGAGUACCACCUUAGAAAGAGACUCAUUCAACACCGAUGGGGCCUACCCCACAGGGUCAAUGAGUCUCUGACACUGAUUAAUCCUGAGAGAGAUGUUCCUGAAAUAUAUGCAUCAAAGAGUCUUCACAGACUCAAAUGGAUAUCUUUGUUGAAGGAACAGAGUAGCAACAAUUUAAGGAAUUCUGAAUCGAGCCAACUUCCAAUCUCCCAUGAGACAAGCUCAGAAGAGUUUCAGUCAGAUAACGAAGAGAAGGACCAUCAGAGACACAGCCCAAAGAAUGGCCCAAGUGAUCAUCUAUUGAGUGACCCAGAAGGAUACUCAGAUAACAGUUUAGGGUCUGACUCUGAGAAAGAUCAAGGAAGUCAUACAGUGAGUCUGUAUGGGAAUGAUUCAAGGGCCUCAGGGAUAAGUAUAAAUCAGAAACAACUAGAAAUUGCACUCAAAGAACAUUUGAAUAAGAAAACUGAAGAAAUAAAAGAGGGUAGACUUCCUGAGACUGUUCAUAGUUCAUGGCAUGCCCUUAAGCAGACAAUAUCUUUUGCUGAGAAAUCUCACAGUGAAAAACAGAUAGAUGGGGCAUCAUCUAUGAGAAACAUUAGCUUGAACACUUCCCAGGAGAUUUAUUUCUUGGGCCCCGGCAAACAGAAGAUGCUGGAAGACCAUAUAAGCAGUUUUUGCAUGAGGAUGAAGUGUGGCUUUCCCACCAGGGUCUUUGAAUCCAUACACAUCUUCAGCAAGAAAGAGGACUCAUCUUCUUCCUUAGGCCAUUCCUGUUGUUCCUCCCAAGAUCGCCUUAGUUCUGGGAUGCAUUCCAAAGUUAUGGUAUCCAGGUCACUUGGUAGGAGCUCUACAGCUUUGUGUAGAGACAAAUUGAAGAUAAUAAAGUCAGCACCCAAUCUGGAUCAUCUCCUUCCUGCUGCAUCACUUCCAGGGAAGGGAGGACAGGGGGACCUGAGACCCCUGUCCCCAGAGGAAAAACAGGAGCUUGCAGGUGUUCAGAUUAAGGAUGGCAGAAAGACUUGUCCAUGCAUCGCAGACAAAUUAAGAAACAGACUGGACCAGACAAUAGACACAGCCCAGUGCUGGUAUCUGCAAGUCAUGAUGGGACUGGACCUGAGCCAAAGGAUAAGAGUGAGUUCCAGCAACAAAGCAGAAAGACAUCAGGCUCCCAAAGUAAAGACUUCAGAAUACUUCCCAAGGUUUAAUAAGUCUAGAGAGAUAUUUAAGGCAAAGGAGCUCUUUGCUCUUCUAUCAAACUCUGCCAAUGCCUUGACAACCAACAAGUCAGUGGACUCCGCAGUGGUAGAUGUGAAAACAAAGAAAGAAAAAACUACCCUGGUUACUGAAAUUCUCUCACCAACAUCAGUUUCCCAGGAUCAUAAACUAUCAGAAUUUAAAAACAACUUGGUUAAAGAAUUAAAGUUGAAAUUGGAGAAUAGGGAUCAUAACCCUGUUCAAGGCCAGUCUAUUGAUAUGCUGUUGCCUCACAUAACUAUUUCUAAAACCUUGCUGACUCGUGCCCAGGGUGUCUCCAAUGGGAAGAUGGCAGCUUCUCAUGUUAUGCAUGUACAUUUGGACAACACACCAGUCAGCAUGGAACAGCAUCAGGAGCCCUGGGUCCCUAAGCAUAUCUUGCAGAACUGCUGGGAUAAGAAUGUCCCACCAAACUCAAAGAGGCUGAGUCAUUUGCAACCAAAAACAGGGGAGCUUGGUGAAGGGGAGGCAGGGUUGGGGACACCACAACCCAGUAGGAAGAGCUGCCCUGGUCAAGACAGGGCAUUAAAGAAGAUGCUUGGAAGCAUAUCUUCCCCAACCUCGUCACUGAAGGAUCAGCCUCCUCCUGAAAAUCUGUUCCAAAAACAGAUAAAAAAAUGUUUGCAAUGGAUUUGUCCUAGCAGCACAAACAAAGGGCAAGAAAGUUUCCUUGGAAAGGGGACUUCCCCACCAUCAUCUGUGCAGAGCCAAAGCAAAGUUAAUAGUAGAGCUGCCUCUACUGGCAACACCAAAACUCUGCAAGUGAAGACACACAUUGGCAAGGUGUUAGAUGUGAAACCAGGGAGUAGCCAUGGUGUCAGAAUCACCUGCCCCCAAGAAUCACGUUUCUCUCCGACAAAGCCUGUGAAAACUCUUAAGGCACAAUUGCAGGCCCAGGCAGAUACUGUCCAGGGACAUCCUUUUAACUACAAAACUUCCUCCUGUAAAAUGAAUAAUGCAAAGUCCUUUAGCCAAGAAGCACCCUUGGCUGACCAAAAUUACCCAUCAAAGAAUGCACUGACCACAGACAGGGUGAGACAGCCCCAGAAAGUUGUGGCAUUCAAGGAUCAGCCACUAUCGCAGAGGCAUCCGGCAUCCAUGCCCAAUAAAGAGUUCCUGCCCCAUCCAAACCAUACCUGCAGGCAUCAAGCCAGCCAGGUGUCUCCAACCACACCUACAUUUUCUGAAGGCACUGUAUUGGGAGAUCUGUCUCUACUCCUUCAGCAUUUCCAGGGAGGAAGAUUUCCUCCUCCCAAUGAUUGUUGUCUUUUAUGUGUACUAUUUUGGAGACAUGGGAUUUGAGUAACAUAGGGUUUAUACUUAGGGGAAAAAAGCAAUUAGUUCAGCACUUACUCAUCUCUUUUGGCUUCUAAAUCAUUACAGUCCACUGGUUCUCUAGGGGGAUGGUUAUCAAGUGCCCCUUAAGGCCCUUCCAUCCCCGGAGAAGUCUGAGUACAUGUGCUGUUUCCUAGUCUGUAUAAUAUUGUGUGGCAGCCCAUAUACCCUCCCCAUCACUGACUAUUUCUUGGCCUCUGGAGGAAUAAGGGAGGUAAGUCAUAUCUGAAGAGGGUCAAAGUCACAUAUCUUAUUCAGAAAAUUGUGCUUAAUCUUAUUUUUUUUAAAGAAAAUAUUGUAAUGACUAGAGCAUGACACAGGAGGGUGAACCUCACCUCAGGGGUGGUUGAAGAUUACUGCCAUAGUAGACAUGGGACUGAUUGGGUUAAGGUCUAGGAACAUUAUUAUUGUUGGUUGAGAAUCUGUCAUGAGAGGCAUAGUAAUGCAUUGGGAAACCAUACUUUGGGGCAUUGAUGUUUUCCUAUUGGAAAAUAAGCUUAUGAAGGUAGCUCCCUGCCCUGGGUAUUUCUUCAGGUUGGCUGAAUUGAUUACAUUUUUGCACGGCAAAAUAAUCCCCUAGAUACUGGUGGUGGGAAUGUGGAACAGUUACCUAACUGCUAGGGCAAAGUAAGGUUGAAUGUAAGGACAAAAUUCCUUAGAGUAAGUGGGAAAUUAUGGGAAAAAAUGAGUAGGAGGGAUGACCUUGCCAAUAGAAGGAAAUUUUUGUCCCCUUAUCCCCACCUCAUGACCCUAUUCUACUUUCCCAGUCUGACCCAGGCACCACUUCCAUAGGGCUGAUAAGGGGCUGCAGAUUACUCAUGCUACAUCAGAAUGUGCAUGGUGCUCUUCUUAGAGUGUUAGAAUAGUAUUCACAGGGCUGUUGUCAUCAUGGCAUCCCUUUAGGAAAGCUGGUUUUGGUGCCAUCUCUCUAUUCACACAUGACAACUACUGCAAGAUCUGCCCUUAGUAUAUCCAUCACCUAUAUAGUUGGAGAUGCCACCUUUGAUCUUGGUGAGGUAAUGGAGUUAUGAUGGAUUCCCCCAGAAUACCUUUAGGCCAUGAUCAAGAGGUGAAUACUGGUCGAUGAAUCAGGGUAACAUAUUUGAGGGGGCCUCCUUGCACUGCCAAAUAAUGUUCUUUUUGACCAAGACUGGGCAUAUCUGUACCCUUAAAAUAGGGAUCUGGAGGGAUGGAACUGCCACUUAUACAAACUGGGAAUCAAGUUGGGUGAAUGGGGCCAGCAUUGUGGUACAGUGUAUUAAGCUACCUAUUGUGAUAACAACAUCCCAUAUCAGAGUACCAGUUCUAGUCCUGGCUCGUCUACUUUCAAUGCAGCUCCUUGAUAAUGUGACUAAGAGAGCGGCAGAUGAUGAUUCAAGUACUUGGGCCCCUGCCACCCAUGUGGGACACCCAGAUGAAGUUUUGGGCUCCUAGAUUUUGCCUUGACAUGACAGCUCUUUGGAAAUUGAGCCACAAGAUGGAUGAUAUGUCUGUCUCUUUCAUUGUGUAACUCUGUAUUUUUAAAAGAUUUUGUCAUUUUUUUUUUGAAAUUCAGAGCUAUAGAGAGGGAGGGAGGGAGAGAAUCUUCCAUGUGCUGGUUCACUCCCCAGAUGGCCCCAACAGCCAGUGUGAGACCAGGCUGAAGUGAAGAGCCAGGAGCUUCAUCCUGUCUCCCAGAUGGGUGGCAGGGUCCAAACAGCAUCCUCCACUGCUUUUCCAGGCUAUUAGCAGGGAGUUGUAUUGGAAGUAGAAUAGCCAGGACAUGAAUUGGCACCCAUAUGGGAUGCCCGCACUUUACCUGCUAACGCUACACAACACCAGCCUCACACUCUUGCCUUUCAAAUAAAUAAAUGUUGAACAAAACAUUGGACAAUUUCCUGGAAGGCACUUAAGAUAGUUUCUACAGUAAAAUGUUGGAAAUUCUGGUUGUCAAAAUAAAAAAUAAAUAAAACGUGUUCACUGCAGCCCCCUCACUCUACCAUCCUUCUAUCUUCUUAUCUGGAAGUUAUACCAUUCAACCUGCAUUGUCUGGAGCUUAACGCUUCAGAAUGAAUGUGAUUCUGUGGAGGUCCUGGGAUGGUAAAAUGUGGGAUGUGACCCAGGGCAAGGAACUGGAAGCCGUGGAGAUCAGUAGAGGAACUGAUCCAUGUGGAUUGACAAAGCAAUAACUUGGAGGCCUCUACUCUCCCACCUACAGUCUUAAUCCAGUUAAGUUACUGCCAUACCUCAGAGUUUACCACUGGGAAUGUCUCUGCCUUCUGAAGUAAUAUAGUCUGAGCCAAAUUCAGUGCACAAUAUUACAGUUCCUUAACCACAUAGACAACAUAACAUUAAAAGGAACUGAAGUAGGAAACAGUACAGGUGGACAAAACCCUGAGAUUGCUAUGCAAAUGUUUUCAAUACUUAGAAGAAAUUUUUACUUUUACAUAUUUAAAAUAAGUUAUUUUUCAUCCAGUUAUACUUAGUAGAUCAACUAUACUAAUAGUUCAUGUCCUUCCUAAAAUGCCACUAAAAGUAAAGAAUUAUAACAGAAGUUCCUUGAUUUCAUUACUCAUAAAGGAAGUAGAAAACCACUAUGAAAUGCCACUUCACACCUACUAGAAUGAUCACAAUUGAAAAACCAGGUAACAGGAGUAAGCAUUUGGCACAAGUUGAGGCACUUCUUGGGAUGCUCACAUCCCACAUCCAAGUGUUAUGUUUGAAUCUGGUUCUCCCACCUCUUUUUUUUUUUUUUAACAAAUAUGUUUCUUAUGGCUUCUUUUUUUAAAGAUUCAUUUAUUUGAAAGACAGAGUUACAGAGGUGUAGAGAGAGAGAGAGAGAGGUCUUCCAUCUGCUGGUUCACUCCUCAGAUGGCCACAAUGGCUGGAGCUGCGCCAAUCUGAAGCUAGGAGCCUCUUCCAGGUCUCCACGUGGGUGCAAGAGCCCAAGGACUCAGGUGUCUUCUACUGCCUUCCCAGGCCACAGCAGAGAGCUGGAUAGGAACAGAAGCAGCAGGGACAAGAACCAGAACCCAUAUGGGAUGCUGGCGCCCCAGGCCAGGGCUUUAACCCGCUGUGCCACAGCGCCAGCCCCUCUUCCUCCUCUUAUCUAACUUCCUGCUAAUGUGAACUCUGGGAGGCAGCAGGCAAUGACUCAAGUACUUGGGUCCCUACCACUCAGUUCAGUGAUCUGGAUGGAAUUCCAGUCUCUUAGCUUUGGCUUGGCCCAUUGUUAUGGGCAUUUGGGCAGUGAACCUGCAAAUGGAAGAUCUCUUGCCAUCUGUUUCUCUGUUUCUGUUUGUCUGUCUCCCUGUCUUUCAAAUAAAAUGAAAACAAAUAAGUAAAAAUGGGAAAAAAACAGAUAAUAAGGUUUGAGAAAAUGUAGAGAGAUACAAAGUCUUACAUACUGUUAAAGAGAAUGAAAACAGUGUGUUUUGGAAAUGAGUCAGACAGUUCCUUAAAAUAUUAAACACAGAGUUGCCAUUUAAGCCAGCAAUUUUUCUCCUAGGCAUUAUACACAAGAUAAAUUAAAAAUUAUGCACAGAGAAAUUGCAAAUAAAUAUUCACAGCAACAGCAUUCACAGCAGCCAAAAUGUGGAAGCCACACAAAUGUCCCUCAACUGAUGAAUGGAUAAGCAAAGUGUGGCACAUACUUACAAUGAAAUAUAAUUCAGCCAUAAAAAGGAAACAUUGAUCAAUGCUGCAACAAGAAUGAACCUUGAGAAACAUUAACCUACGUGAAAGAGGUCAGUUGCAAAUGACCACAUUCCAUCCUUAUGAAAUAUCCAGAAUAGGAUAAUUGAUAGACACAAAGUAAAUUAGUUGUUUAUGAGGGCUGGGAGAUGAAAUGCGAGGGGUUAAUAACUAAAGGGUAUGCAAUUUUCUUUUGAAGUCAUGAAAUUCUUUUAAAAUUGGUUCAGGUAAUGAAUGUUCAACUGUGAGAAAAAAUGUCAUAUAUUUUCAUGGAUAUAUGAAUUAAUUUCCAUACAACUGUUAGCAAAAAAAAUUUUUUUAAUAAUUUUGAGGAUGGCAAGAAGGGGAGAGGGUCCCACCAAAGAGGAAAACACAGAUGUGGAAGAAGGAAAUCCGGUAGAGAAGGCAAUAGACUUGGCACAGAAGAAAAUCUGGAAAUCAGUUCACAUCCUAAAAGCCCAAGGACACAUGACGUGGUACCAUGUAAGAAAGAGAUUUGUGGUUACAUGCUGUAAACAUGGUUUCAUAAAAUGUUGAUUCUCUUUGGUUUUACAUUAUGCAUCAUUAGGAAAAACUCUUUCUUGGGUGCUCCUUUCCAAUAGUAUGCAAAAUCAUGCUGAAACAUUAACUGCUUCAAAUGCAGACAGCAGACCCCAGGAUUUUGCCUGGGACAGAACCUGAGACAACUGACUGUGUAUAGCUGUGGCAGCUGUGGGAAUGAAAGUUAAAAAUUGCAAAAGUUAGGUAAAACUCAGGAAAACAUAGUCAAGGGUCCAUGUAAGAAAAUGUGUUUGUGUCAAGCUAAUUAUAUUUGCAGAAAAGUUGCAUGGAUGGUAAGCCCUUUAUUCAGAUUUACCUAUUAUUAAUAUUUUGAUCAAUUUUCCAUUUCUUUUCUCUGUCUCCUUCCUUCCUUCCUGUCUUUCCUCACCCUUUGUGCAUGUUCAAAAACACACAUACAUUCCUGAGCAUUUGAGAAUACAUUUCAUACAUGUUGCACUUUUCCUUGAGUAUUUCAUCGUGUACUUCUUUUUUUUUUAACUUUUAUAUAAUGAAUAUAGAUUCAUAGUGUACUUCUUAAGCAGAAAGAAUUCUCUUACACAUUCAAUUAUUUCCUUCAGUAAAUUUAACGCUGACACAUAACUUUCAGUUAAUCUCUCAUCCGUAUUCUAUUUUGGUCAGUUUACCUACUAUGUCCUUUGUGGCUUAAAAAAAUCAAACUCCAUUACAGGAUUUUGUCUAGGAUCAUGUACUGCAUUUAGUUAUAUUUGGUCUCCUUUAUUCUGGAACAGGUUCUCCGGGUUUCUUUUUGAUGACAUUACCAUUUUUUUAGAAUGUAUUCAAUGGGACACUUUUUACAAUCCCUUCUCACAGGGAAAUUUUUUGGUGCUGCUUAUGUUGCUUAGACUUCAAUUUUUAUAUUUGGAAAUUCUGGUGGGCUUUACAGGUGUCAGGACCACAUUUAUCAUAAAGAAUUCAGCAAACAACCAAAAACAAUUCCGGAGAUGCAAAACUAUAUACAGGGAGAGAACUCUGUUAUUAAUGGGAGAGCACAUGAGAGGAAGAAGGCUUGAAGUAUACCUCCUUUUGCAGAGACAAUGAAGAAACUGCAGAUGCAGAAGACAGGCAAAGGAAGAAACUGCCAUUACUUGUAAACUGAUAACAUAUGUAAAGGAAAUGAGCAGGUGCCUGUGGCCAAGGUGGAUUCAUGAUACUCAGUGAGGCCUUAGGCAAACAAUAGAAGAAAAUAAUAUGAAACUUAAUUUCAGCAGAUUAUAACCUAGAUGAAUAUUAGAAGUUAUUACUGUGGGCCAUCAAAUAAGGAGGCACCUUUCUCUGAAGGGAGGAGAGAACUUCCACUUUGACUAUGGCCUUGUCUAAAUAAGAUCAGAGUUGGUGAACUCAAGAGGCUUCCAUAGCCUUGGCAGCUCAUGACAAGAGCCUCAGGUGAUUACUGACGUCAUAAACAAGAGUGUCAAUUGUUAAAUCAACAACAGGAGUCACUGUGCACUUAUUCCCCAUGUAGGAUCUCUGUCCUUAAUGUGUUGUACUAUGUGAAUUAACGGUAAAACUACUACUCAAACAGUACUUUAUACUUUGUGUAUCUGUGUGGGUGCAAACUGUUGAAAUCUUUACUUAGUAUAUACUAAGUUGAUCUUCUGUAUAUAAAGAUAAUUGAAAAUGAAUCUUGAUGAAGAAUAGGAUGGGAGAGGGAGUGGGAGAUGGGAGGGCUGAGGGAGGGAGAGAGCUUAUGGGGGGAAAGCCGCUAUAAUUCAAAAUUGUACUUUGGAAAUUUAUAUUUAUUAAAUAAAAGUUGAAAAAAAUCAGGAAACAAAAAAAGAACUUAAAAAAAGGUUAUUACUGCAAAAUGAUUGGCUAAAAUGGGGAAAUAUAUGUGUACACUAUUAACAAAAUGACAUCACUGUUUUAGAGAGCAAAGAGAACUCAAUGAAAAUUUUGGUGAGAAGAAAAUAGAUGGGAAAGAGCUCACAAAACCUUACAAGAAUGAAGUGAUCGCCAGCGCCGUGGCUCAACAGGCUAAUCCUCCACCUUGCGGCGCCGGCACACUGGGUUCUAGUCCCGGUCGGGGCGCCGGAUUCUGUCCUGGUUGCCCCUCUUCCAGGCCAGCUCUCUGCUGUGGCCAGGGAGUGCAGUGGAGGAUGGCCCAAGUGCUUGGGCCCUGCACCCCAUGGGAGACCAGGAGAAGCACCUGGCUCCUGCCUUCGGAUCAGCGUGGUGCGCCGGCUGCAGCGCACUGGCUGUGGCGGCCAUUGGAGGGUGAACCAACAGCAAAGGAAGACCUUUCUGUCUCUCUCACUGUCCACUCUGUCAAAAAAUAAAAAUUAAAAAAAAGUGAUCAUAGAUAUGAUUCCAAACGAAAGACAUUGCUAAAUUAAGUUGUGUCCUCUAGAGGUUGUAUGACACUAUAGAGAAGACUGCUCCCUAAAUCAGGAUGGAUUUGGAGGGGCCAGCACUGUGGCAUAGUGGAUAAAGCUGCUGCAUCCAGUGCCAGCAUCCCAUGUGGGCGCAGGUUUGAGUCCUCCAAUAUGGGUGCCAGUUUAAGUUGUGGCUGCUCCACUUCUGAUCCAGCUCUCUGCUAUGGCCUGGGAAGGCAGUGGAAGAUGGCCCAAGUCCUUGGGCCUCUGCACCCACUUGGGAGAUGGGGAAGAAGCUCCUGCUUCCUGGCUUCAGAUUGGCAAAUCUCUGGCCAUUGAAGCCAUUUGGUGAGUGAAGACUUCUCUCUCUCUGCCUCUGCCUCUCUGUAACUCUCCGCCUGUUAAAUAAAUAAAUCUUAAAAAAAAAAUCAAGGCAGAAUAAAAAUGUGUUGGGAAGGAGAGAGGGAAUCUGGAAGAAUGAUGGAGUAGCAGAGCAGGUUCUGUGGAGGGAACAAGAUUUGAGAGCAUUUAGGAAUAGAAUAGCCUCACAGGGGUUCUAGCAGAAGGAAUACUAAAAGAUCUGAAUUGUUGCAAUGGCCCUCAUCUUCCUCUUUGUUGGGCUUUGUGCUCUUUGGUACAUGCUGCUCUGUUCUUUAGUAAUGGUCUCUAGCAAACAUGAAUCCUUUUGAGGAAAUAGGGGGAGUGCACUGUUGCUGAGUCCAUUUCUGAUUCUGUAGAGUUAAAAAAUAUAUAUAUAGAAAGGCUUACUUGAGAACAGAGUAGAUGCUGCAACUUUGUCUUCUGUGAUUUUCAACAACAAUUUAUGCCAUCUGAUUUAAAUGUUAUUUAUUCUCUCUUUUAUUUAGAUGAUAUACUAAGGUAUACAAUACAUUUCGAUAUUGGAGGAUAUUUCAAAAGUUUUGUGCAAAAUAAAACUAAAAGUUUUGGUGGGGCUGGUGCUAUGGCAUAGCAGGUAAAGUCACUGCCUGCAGUGCCAGCAUUCCAUAUGGGUGCCUGUUUGAGUCCUUGCUGCUCACUUCUGAUCCAGCUCUCUGCUAUGGCCUGAAAAACAUAAGAUGGCCCAAGUCCUUUUUUUAAGAUUUUUGUAAUACUAACUUAUUAUUUAUUUGAAAGUCAGAGUUACACAGAUAGGGAAGGAGAGGCAGAGAGAGUGAGAGAAAGGCCUUCUAUCCACUGGCUCACUCCCCAGUUAGUCACAAUAGGCAGAGCUGUGCUGAUCCGAAGCCAGGAGCCAGGAGCUUUUUCAGGGUCUACCAGGUGGGUACAGGGGCCCAAGUAUUUGGGCCAUCUUCUACUGCUUUCCCAGGCCAUUGCAGAGAGCUGUAUUGGAAGGGGAACAGCCAGGACUUGAACUGGAGCCCAUAUGGGAUGCUGGCACUGCAGGUGGUGGCUUUACAUGCUACACCACAGUGCCAGCCCCAAUAAAUCUGUUUUUAAAAAGAUAUUUUUGUUCAAAAGUUUGAAAUUCAUAGUUUUCUUCUUUUUUUAAAGGUCUUCCUUCCAUUGGUUUACUCCCCAAAUGACCUCUAUGGCCGGCGCUGUGCUGAUUCGAAGCCAGGAGCCAGGUGCUUCUUCCUGGUUUCCCCUGCGGGUGCAGGUAUCCAAGCACCAGGGCAAUCCAACACUGCCCUCCCAGGCCACAGCAGAGAGCUAGACUGGAAGAGGAGCAACCAGGACUAGAACCGGUGCCCAUAUGGGAUGCUGGCGCCGCAGGCGGAGGAUUAACCAACUGAGCCAUGGCACAGGCCCCAAGUUUUCUUUUUCAUAAUAUGCAUUUCCAUCAACUUUUUGAAGACUUGUCAUACAUAAUGAAAUGAUUAUUUCAAAUAUUCAUGUUAGGCAACUAACAUAGCCAUAAUCUCAGUUACUCCUUUGUAAUUUGCUUUGUUUCAUGAUCAUUCAAAAAUCUGCUCUCUCAGCAAGUUUCCAGGACACAAUACAAUAUUACUAACCAUAGGUCUCAUGAUGUACUUUAGUUAUCUAGACUUCUUCAUCCUCCAUAACUACAACUUUGUAUAUGUUGACCUCUAUCCUCUCCUCCUACCACACCCACCACUGGUAGCUAUCAUUCUAUUUUCUGUUCUAUGUAUUCAACUUUUAAAUUUUCUUGUUAGACUUUCUAUGUGAGAUAACAUAGCAGUUUUCUUUCUUUGUCACACUUAUUUCCAUUAGCAUAAAGUCCUGCGGUUUCAUCGCUGUUGUUGCAAAAGGAAGGCUCUUCUUUUUCAAGGUCUCUGUAAUUCUAAUUAUGAAGGCACUUAAAAAUUUUGGAAAAUGCAAAUUAUGAAGAAACUGCAUGGAUUUCAUUUUGUGCCAAAUACUUAUCUUUUAAUUCCAUUUUCUGUGAAUUUUUCAAAAUAUGUCAUGUGUGUUUAUCUCCACUCUCACAAUUUCCUUAUCCAUUUUUAGUUACUGGAUUCUUAGGUUGUCUCCAUAUCUUGGCUGUUGUGAUUAAUGUUGCAAUAAGCAUGGAGGUGCAGAUAUCUUUAUGAGGUGCUUAAUUCAUUCUUUUGAGUAAAGUCUAUUUUGUCUGAUAUAACCACAUCUGUUCUCUUUUGGUUACUGGUUGCAUGGAAUAAUUUUUUACAACUUUUCACUUUCAAGCCUACAUGUGCCCUUAAAGCUAAAGUGAGUCUCUUAUAUGCAUCAAGUUGGAUAUUGCUAUUUUAUUCAUUCAGCCACUCUAUUCUGAUGGAAAAACUUAAUCCACUUACAUUUAAAAUAAUUAAUGAUAACAUCGGCGCUGGAAGGGGAGCAGACCUGCGUGGAGAGCGUGGGAGCCCACAGUUCGGGACAUCAGCGGCAGACUCAACACACCAGCGCUGGAACGCGAGGUGAGCCGAACCUCAAUAACCCGAGACACCGGCAGGCAAGCGGAGAGAGGAGACUAGAGGGAACGACCCCCGGGGCGGGGGGGACUUCACCAAGCUAACUGGAAGAGAGAGAGAGGGAAAAAAAAAAGGUGACUGGUAUGGACACGGGUUUCUCUCUCUCCGCUCACCUCUCAAGGGCGAGCAAGACAAAGAGCAGGCGCCAUCUUGGACAUACGUCAUAAGCAGAGCGACCUCAGGUCUGCACCGGCCCUGAGCCUAGCAGUAAAACCUGACUCUGGGUGGGGCGAAUUAACAGGAGAUUAGGACUUAGUAAAUUUAUGGUGCUACUGAACUGAGACUGUGAAAAAAGAGACGGUGGGGGAGAGAACUCACGGAAUUCACGUGAGCACUCUCCAGAGACGCUACAAUUCUGUAACUUUGGCAACCCAGUGGGAGACUGAAGGAGAAUUUGAGCCCACUCUAAGGGCCGAACAGAUUCCCUGUGUGGUCCUUGGGAAAGAGCUUCUGAUCUCUGGCUCCUGUGGGUAUAUCAUUUGCCUGCUAACUACCUCCAACUUUGUUCAGCUGUGCAGAAUUACUUCCCUUUUGAAUCAAAAA